AUGACACCUUGUAAGCGUUGCACCGCUUCAGAAGCGGUUUUAGUCUCUAGAAAGGAACAUUUCUGCAAUGAUUGUUUUAUAAAGUUCGUUUCACUCAAGCAGCGCAAGCAGCUGAUGUCUGAUGACUACUACCAGGAUAUAUUCAAGAUGGCAUAUGCUGAUAAAAAACGGAACCAGGGAGAGGCUGACUUGCAAAACUCAAAGUCGAAUGUGCUAGUAGCGUUGUCUUUAGGAUCGUCUUCUUUGUCCGUGUUGGAUGUGUUAAAUGAUACGUUAUGUGAACAGAAGAAAAGUCACCGUGGUAAAACAGGGUUUCAAGUUGAGGUGCUUACGCUCUGUCACGGAUCAGAGCGUGAUGACGUGUGUGAAAAGAUCAAGGGAUUGAAAGACAAAUACCACGAUAACUUGGAUAAAAUCAAAUUUCAUGUCGUAGAGAGAAAAGAGUUCUUCAAUGGGUCUUCAGAAUUGCAGGAGUUCAAGCUUUUCAUCGACACCUACCAGACUUACGUGAAGGAUAUUCCAACUGAUAGGAAACAAGAGCUGAGUGUUGAAGAUAUUAUCUUGAACGCUCCAAAUAAGACUUCGAGAGAAGAUUUGUUGAACGUUAUAGAUACGCAUUUAAUCAAGAAAUUUGCAUUGCAACAUGGGUUCAAAGCUAUUGUUUGGGGGCAUUCGAUGACCAAGUUGGCUGAUGAAAUAAUUUCGUUGACCGUGAAAGGUCGCGGUGCGGAGAUUCCACAUUACUUGGAUAAUUCAUCAUUGGAUGAAGAGUAUAAUGAAGGGUUUAGAAACCUACAUCCUGCUCGCGACGUACUAUUAUCCGAGCUGGACGCAUACUGCCAUAUCAAAUCUCUAUCCUCUUUCUGCUAUCAGUACACAGUACAAGAUACGCUAUUCCUGGAUAAAUUCGUAGACAAGUCCACUAAAAAUGUUAAACUCAUAAAGAGUAUGACAAUGAAUGAACUUGCACGUCAGUACUUUGAUAACAUUGAAGGCGAUUAUUCCAAUGUGAUUUCCACCGUGGUCCGUACUGGUGCUAAACUUGCUUACCCAAAUAUGGAGAUGGAACAUACCAAUGAGAGCAAACGUUGUGACGUUUGCAACGCGAUUAUUUAUAAGAACCCAGUUACCUGGUUAGAUGGCAUCACAGUAAACAAAGCAUACGAAAUUCAAGAUGAAGAAGAACAAGCAAAUUAUGAAGCUUGGAGGAAGGCUAAUAAUUCUGAUUCGCAACUAUCGCUUCAAGAGCUAGAAAGUGAAUUUCCUAACAAAUCAAAUAUAUGCUAUGGCUGUAUUGCAACCUUGACAGGUAUGAAGAAUAGAAAAUUAGAGUGGAUUAAAAGGGACGAAACGGAAUUGUCUAACAUUCUUCAAGAGUACGAAUUAUAG
Kluyveromyces marxianus DMKU3-1042 is the source of this 1389-nucleotide messenger RNA. It is a transcript of the gene NCS2, whose product is annotated as Ncs2p. Lineage: Eukaryota; Fungi; Ascomycota; Saccharomycetes; Saccharomycetales; Saccharomycetaceae. The record is from RefSeq and is a predicted model, not a curated record. Gene Ontology annotation, cellular component: cytosol. Gene Ontology annotation, molecular function: tRNA binding; sulfurtransferase activity. Gene Ontology annotation, biological process: tRNA wobble position uridine thiolation. The transcript has a single exon. Bases 1 to 1389 code for a protein of 462 amino acids.